AUGGCCGUCGCCGCCGCCGCCAACAGCGUGACGCUCCUCACCACCGACUCGCCCGACUCGCCCGCCCACAUCGCGCGCGCUGUGCUCGACAGCCACAUCAUGACGUGCAGCGAGGCCGCCACAGACAAGCUCAUUUUCGAAGCGUCAAUGUCGACCUUUCAGAAUGCGUCCGAAACCGAGAACCCGAGCAUGUGCAUAUGGACCUGGUCGGACAGUUGCUCGUGGCGGCCGCGCCGCUUCAACUUUUCCCCCAGCUGCGAGCGUCUCAACUUUGGCUACCGCAACACCAAGAUGCAAGGGCGCUUCACGAGCUCCAUGAAGACGCGCAUUGACGACAACUUCAAAAAGGACCUGUACGAGUACUGCGCGCGGUUUUCCAGCAGCGCCAAGGGCGGCGAGUGCCGCGACAUGGCCGACUGGUACGUCUUCUUGAGGCGCCGUCUUCGCUGGGCCGGCAACCCGGUCGAUUUUGGGGAGGAUGCGCAUGACAGGCUAAAAAAGUUGGUCGAGGUUGAUCUGCUGGAUAUCAAGGUUGAUGCUGAUAUUGAGGGCCAAAAGAUUCCCGAGUCUGAGGAGCACGGUGAAGAUGUUGACGACCUCGAUGCAUGGUUCGGUCCGACGAGAUGUUAUAUGAAAAGACAUGGAGGGUGA
Beauveria bassiana ARSEF 2860 is the source of this 651-nucleotide messenger RNA. RefSeq names its product secretory phospholipase A2. Gene Ontology annotation, molecular function: A2-type glycerophospholipase activity. Gene Ontology annotation, biological process: arachidonate secretion; phospholipid metabolic process. NCBI's taxonomy places the organism in Eukaryota, Fungi, Ascomycota, Sordariomycetes, Hypocreales, Cordycipitaceae. The transcript has a single exon. The coding region runs from base 1 to 651 and encodes 216 amino acids. The record is from RefSeq and is a predicted model, not a curated record.